This is a messenger RNA of Asterias rubens (European starfish), 2722 nucleotides long. RefSeq names its product transcription factor Sp9-like. Lineage: Eukaryota; Metazoa; Echinodermata; Asteroidea; Forcipulatida; Asteriidae. The coding region runs from base 688 to 1872 and encodes 394 amino acids. The transcript has a single exon. Gene Ontology annotation, biological process: regulation of transcription by RNA polymerase II. Gene Ontology annotation, molecular function: RNA polymerase II cis-regulatory region sequence-specific DNA binding; DNA-binding transcription factor activity, RNA polymerase II-specific. The record is from RefSeq and is a predicted model, not a curated record.
UUCUUGCCUGCACAAGAUAACAUAAACUCUGUCCGCUGGAGUAGAAAGACUUCUUAACAUUUUUGGCGAGCCUCAACCAGCAGGGUGGUUUUGUUUGCGUCCUAUUCAUUGGGAGAAAGCGAAGAGUGAUCGGGCGUACAUCAUGCGUGUAUUCGUGGCGAAUCGUCGGGUCCAGGGUCCGUGAAAAUGACAACUGAUAAAGAAGAAAAAACCGGCCGAACGAUCAACUAGUAUAUAUGACGGUGAUAAUAAAUAGCCUACCCCAAAACCCCUCGACCAAUGUACGAGCUUACACCCCAAGUGGUAAUUUAACUGAUAAGGUGAACAAAUCUCAGCGUGUAAACACCGUGGAGAGAGACUAGGGACUCAACAAGUUGUAGCUGGUCCCAUCGUAAUUAUCAAUGCAUGCCGACUAUCUUCAGGUACCUGUUUCAACAAACGGUAUCCCCCGUGUUUUAUGUACCUUCUGUGUACAAAUAGCUCACUGAUAAAACGACUGCCCUGGGAUACGGCAAAGGUUCGAAUCAAACAGUGUGUUUAACGGAGCAACAGGCACACAGUCCGUCAGCUGUUGAGACUGUUACCAGUCGGCGAGUGACUCUUGUCCAACUUGGCUGUCUUAACAUUCAGUAAGAGUUGUGCGCCGUCAUUUUACUACCACCACCAGCAGCUAAAAAGAGAACAAACAUGGUUGACGUGUACCGUACACGCUCCAGCCUUGAAAGGGAAAGCUGGACGUUACAGAGGCUCAACUCGGCCGGUGGUGAGCUCGACGAAGAGAGCGACAACAGCUGCAGUUCUUCGGAUGAUCUCUCAAGUAUGUCCGACAGUAACAGUCCCAUCAGCCAACAAACUGAGGACGAUCUGUUCCUUGACUAUCUCUUCUCGCAGGGACUCGCUGAUACCGGCGUGAGCAACACCAUUCGAGAUGCGGUGUUUAACAUCCGUAUCGACAACAAACCUGACUUUGUCGACUCCAUCAUCGACAGCUUCUACCCAGGAUUGGAUUACCACCCUCAGACAGCUCCUCAACAACCGUCUCCGAUGUACAAUCCCGCGGACCCCUUGCUGCAUCACGGCUAUAAUUUUGUCGAACCACCUAAGACAAUCUUCGAUGAGUACUUAAAACCGGCCGCGAUGGCCGCCAACAAUCUCAACAACGACUUGCCAAAUGGCUUCACACCGUCACCUUGGCAACAUUGUCAAGGUGCGUUUAUCACCCCUGACAAUCAGUAUCAUCACCACAGUAAGUUGAACAUGACGUCACCGUCUCCAUCUACGUUGACACCUCAGCAUUGCUCUGUUGCAGUACCCGUUCCUGUCAAUGAGACCAUGACCCAUCACGCUGCAGGCAAGGUACCACCAAGUAAGAUUGAUUCUCUCUCCUUACACACAUCUUCCGGCAGCCAAAGGAUGGGUAUGCUACCGCCAUCCGGUGUGCGUAUCACCCACAUCCCCAUCAACACACCAUCCUCUGACGUCACUGACUCUCUACCCGAGCCCGUCAUCAGCGUCCGGAAACCGGGCAGGAGCAGGGGCACGGGGAAAGUGGCAGACGAGCUGAAGAUCCACAAGUGCACUUACCCGAACUGUGGCAAGAUGUACUCCAAGAGUUCCCACCUCAAAGCGCACCUGCGUCGACACACCGGAGAGAAACCCUUCGUCUGUACGUGGGAGGGUUGUAAGUGGCGCUUCUCUAGGUCUGACGAACUUGCCCGCCAUAAGCGCUCACACUCCGGAGUCAAGCCGUACCAGUGCAGCAUCUGUGAGAAGAGAUUCUCACGCUCUGACCAUCUCUCCAAACACAUCAAAGUACACAUGAAUGGCGUCACGCGGGGUGUGAAACCCACAAAUAACAUGUUGUGUAGAUGAUGCUUUUGUUAUUUUCCAAAAACGAACAAACUUUGUUUUACCUCGAGUUACCAAAGCGGAAAAUGACACGCAAUCAUAAUGCCAUCAUAAGAUUUAUCUUUGGGUUGUCGUUUUGGGACCGAGCGACACAACCUGAACAAUAUUGGAUUGCUAUAUACAUUUCAGUGUCACUUUCCCACCCAAAUCGAGUAUUAUUUUUUCAUUAAAACAUUAGUAUUUCACUGUAGAAAAUAAUGAGCUUUCCAUUUUUGUGUUAGCAUUUUGUCCAACACGGAUUCCUUCAUUUCAUACAGAUUUAUGUCACUAUAAAGUCAAUCAAAAUUAUAAUGCUGAGCCAACUCUCCGUGGGGUCAUUUUUUCUGUUUCGCUGGGGAUUUGUUUGAGUUUACUGUUUGCUUUAUAGAUGCUUAAAUACUUCAAGUUAUUGACUGAAAUACGUUCGCCAAAUUUGUUUUGUUGUCAAGCAUUCCUUUCUUUCACAAAACCAUUUUCUAGUCGAAGGUGGAAAAUGUUGAUGUGUAUGAAAUUAAAUAUUUGUAUAUAAAAUUUAGGUUAGUUCAAUGGGAUUACAAAACUUUAGCAUAUACAUCAAUUAGAUUGUCAUUUCCAUGUGUUUAUAUUAGAACAUCUUAUUGGGGUUUUUGUUUUCUCACAAUCAGAAGCUGCAACUAACGGAGGUUUUUUGUUAAUACUUGGUAGAACCUGUUUGUAUUGGUUGAUAUGAUAAUGACAUUGCAAUAUUACAGGAAAUAACUGUCUAUCAUCUGUGUUUGACAGUAUAACACUCGUUAAAGGCAGUGAACACUAUUGGUAAUUACUCAAAAAUAAUUACUAGCAUAAAACCUUUCUU